AUGUCCGAUGACGAAUCAUCGCCCUUGCUGGCAGGAGAAACAGCGCCAAAGGGAAAGGCGCCAGUCAACCGAUCAAAUAACUCUGGCGAUUCCACCCCCCUACUUUCGAGCUCAGCCGAUACUCCGCGAUACGAUGGCGAGCAGGAUCAACCGGAUCACGAAGCUGUCGCCGCCUCCAUUCGGUCGCGCCACAGCGAUGUACUGUCUACACACCCUUCCAAGAAAUCGCGGAGAUGGGCAUCAUUCAUUGCAAUGGGCAUUCUAGGCAUAAUAGUUAUCGCCAUCAUAGCGCUGGCAUUCAUUGUUCCCGAUGCAGUGCAAGAAUACGCCAAGCAGGCGGCUGUUGUCGAACCCACCAAUCUUUCACUCGAGUCUAUCACCACCAACGGUGUCAGAGCGAGGAUACAAGCAAACUUCCGCCUCGACGGGUCCAGGGUCGAGAACGAUCAUGUGAGGAGGGUCGGACGAGCCGCCACCUGGGUUGCUAAUCAACUGGGCACAGAAGGAACGCAGGUUGCCGUCUACCUCCCGGACUAUGACAAUAUUCUGCUAGGGACAGCCGGCAUCCCUCCUUUGGUCCUUAGUUUACGCGAUGGGUACACGACCGACCUUGACUUUGUGACAGAAGUCACACCUGGCAAUGUGGAGGGCAUACGGUCUAUCGCGAAUGAAUGGUUGGAAGGACUUUUAGACAAAUUGCGUUUGGAGGGCAAAGCCGACCUCUCACUCAAGUCAGGUCUCAUUCCCCUGGGAACUCACACAGUGGAGGAAUCUCUCGUUUUUGAAGCAAAAAAAGUACCCGCCAUGCCACAAUAUAACAUCACACGCCUUAAUGUGGAGGAUGUGCCGGCUCCCGGAAACAAGAAAUCGAUGGUCGCCGAUGUUUCCCUCGCGGCCUACAACGAAUACCCAGUGCAACUCGACGUCCCUGAACUCGCCUUUGAAAUCUUGGUUCCCGGGUGCGACGCAGAUGAUCCGUACAUCAUCGUUGCCGAUGCAGUCACUAGCGAGGUUUUGGUGAAACCUCGGGCCGAAGUUGAAGUGGAUGUACAUGGACUGGUUCGAGAACUCCCAGAUUCACUCACUCAUGCCUGUCCCAACUCGCGGUCUUCGCCGCUGGAUUUGUUGUUGGAGCAGUAUAUGCACGGUGAACCUGCGACAUUAUUCGUACGAGGCAGCAGCCAGCCCGACGGCAGCACGCCACGUUGGAUUGCAGAUAUUUUGUCUAGCGUCACACUACCAGUCCCCUUCCCCGGGCGGUCACUCGAUGGCCUUAUCCGAAACUUCUCGUUGACGGAUGUACAGUUCACUUUGCCAGAUCCUUUCGCCAGUCCCGAAGACCCGGAAGCUACCCCCAAAGUUUCCGGCAACAUUCUGGUCACUGCUGGUCUACCUCGAGAGAUGAACUUUGCCAUCAACGUGACCAAGGUCCGCGCAUUUGCCGAUGUCUUCUACAAGUCGCAGAAAUUCGGGGAAUUGAACCUGAGAAAAUGGCAGCAUGCGAACUCAACCAGGGUGGAGGCAAACAAAGGGCAAGAGGCUUCUCUCAAGAUUGAGUCCCGGAUCAACGAUGCGCCAUUGAACGUGACUGAUGGUGAUGUCUUCUCGGAUGUGGUUCAGACCCUCCUAUUCGGUGGCAAGCCAGUGCGCUUGGAUAUUAAGGCCAGCGUCGAUGUAAAAGUGGAGACGGCACUAGGACAACUGGUUCUGAAGGAUGUGCCUGCAGAGGGCACCAUCCCAGUAAAACCUUUCUCCAACGGCAAGGGCAAGGGGCCGCUUGACGGCAUUUCUCCCCAAAUUCGAUCACUCCGCAUUCUGAACACCUCGUCAUCAUCUAUCACACUACAGGCCCUGGUUAAUGUUUCCAAUCCUACCGUGUAUAGUGCUCAUGUACCCUUUUUCAACGUCCACGUCUUACACAACGAUUCCGUCCUCGGAGAAGCGACUGUGGAGGAUAUCGACGUCGCCAGGGGUGUCAACACGGGCAUACUCGUGACCGUCAAAUGGAACCCCUCUAUUAGCGGCGACAAAGGUCAACGAAUUGGCCGAGAUCUCAUCUCGCAAUACAUCUCGGGCUACAACACGACUAUCACGGUCAAACCCCACCGAGACAGCAUCCCAGGCCAACGUCUCCUGAACAAGGCUCUGUCCAACCUUAGUUUCACUGUUCCUGCUCCGAAGCUAGACCUUCCGGGCGAUACCCCUGAUGAGAAGGCCCAUUUUAUUCGAGAUGCAACUUUUCACUUCAUCUCGUCGACCGCGACGUUCAUAUUGGUCUCCCCCCUACACUACAACACAUUGUACAUAGAUCGGGUCAACGCCACAGCAUAUUACAACCACACGGAGCCCAUCGGCACCAUAUUUCACGAGUUACCCUUUCAGGCCCCGCCUGGAAAAUCGGUGACCCCCAGGUUAGCGGUCAAGUGGUCGGCGGGCUCGAUUGGAUAUGAUAAAGUCAAGAAGGCACUCGGCGGCAAGCUUAAGCUCGAUGCUCAGGCGACUGUAGAUAUUCGGUUGGGUAAUUGGAAGGAAUCUCUUUGGUACGUUGGGAAUGGUAUUGGUGCCAGCGUCCAGUUGUGA
Pseudomassariella vexata is the source of this 2580-nucleotide messenger RNA. RefSeq lists its product as uncharacterized. Gene Ontology annotation, cellular component: fungal-type vacuole membrane. The record is from RefSeq and is a predicted model, not a curated record. The coding region runs from base 1 to 2580 and encodes 859 amino acids. Lineage: Eukaryota; Fungi; Ascomycota; Sordariomycetes; Amphisphaeriales; Pseudomassariaceae. The transcript has 3 exons.